AUGGCAUGGUCAAGCACCAAUCACGUAGUGGUUACUAAUCUUUUGGAAUUACCUGGAGAUGGAACUUUCCGUACCACUCUUCUUUUUAGUGUCACUGAUAAAGUUGGUAUUUUAGAUGAAUGUUUAUCAGCUAUUAAGAAACAAAAUAUUUCUUUGACAAGAAUUGAAAGUCGCCCAAGUAAAACACCUGAAUGGGAUUACGAUUUUUUCGUUGAUUUUAAUGUUGAGAAUGCUACUCAACUUUCUAAUAUAGUUUCCGCCCUAAAGAAUGUAACUAAACAAGUAAAAAUUGCUGGUGCUGAAACUACUGAAGCUACUGAAGUUAGCACUCCUUGGUUUCCACGUAAAAAAUCAGAUCUGGAUACAUUUGCUGAUAAGGUUUUGGAAAUGGGCGAAGAUCUCGACUCGGAUCAUCCUGGAGCAAAUGAUCCAGAGUAUCGUGCCAGACGUGCACAAAUUACACGUAUUGCAAAAACUCAUAAGAGUGGUCAACCUAUACCAACUGUUGAAUAUACAACUAGAGAAAUUGAAACUUGGGGCGCUGUUUUUCAAUGUACUGGAUUUACUUUAAGACCAGUAAUGGGUUUGCUCACUUCUCGUGAUUUUCUUAAUGGUCUUGCUUUUCGUGUUUUUCACUCUACACAAUACAUUCGUCACCAUUCUAAACCAUUCUACACUCCAGAACCUGACGUAUGCCAUGAAUUGCUUGGUCAUGUAAGUGCUAGCGAUAGUGAUAUUGAAAAACUUUCCACAAUAUACUGGUUCACUGUCGAAUUUGGUCUGUGUCGUCAAGAGGGCGGAAUUCGAGCAUAUGGGGCUGGUUUACUAUCGUCAUUUGGUGAAUUAGAAUAUUCUUUAUCAGAUAAGCCUGAAAAAUAUUCGUUUGAUCCAUAUAAAACCUCCACGCAAAAAUAUAUUGUAACUGAAUAUCAAAAGGUUUACUUUGUGGCUGAUUCAUUUAAGGAUGCACAACAAAAGGUUCGUGAAUUUGCAAAAACAAUGAAUAGACGAUUUUCCGUACGUUAUAAUCCAUACACAGAAACUAUAGAAGUAUUAGACAAUAAGGAUAAAAUCUUGAGAUAUGCACAAAAUAUUAAAAGCGAUUUCGUAACUUUUGUUGAUGCGUUGGAAAGAAUAGGUUCAUAA
Messenger RNA from Entrophospora candida, 1146 nucleotides. The record is from the annotation of a GenBank genome assembly. Lineage: Eukaryota; Fungi; Glomeromycota; Glomeromycetes; Entrophosporales; Entrophosporaceae.